This is a messenger RNA of Ctenocephalides felis (cat flea), 1576 nucleotides long. RefSeq names its product zinc finger CCHC domain-containing protein 4. The coding region runs from base 145 to 1485 and encodes 446 amino acids. Lineage: Eukaryota; Metazoa; Arthropoda; Insecta; Siphonaptera; Pulicidae. Gene Ontology annotation, cellular component: cytoplasm; nucleolus. The transcript is spliced from 7 exons. The record is from RefSeq and is a predicted model, not a curated record. Gene Ontology annotation, molecular function: zinc ion binding; nucleic acid binding; rRNA (adenine-N6-)-methyltransferase activity. Gene Ontology annotation, biological process: rRNA methylation.
ACCAACAAAAAAUGACACUAAUAUAAAACUGUUUUACUGUUUUGUAUAAGUAAUUUUCACUAUUUUUUAAGAGAAACAUUAUCACCAAAAUGAAUAUAUAUCUUUAUCACUGAUCUUAUUUAUAUUUCUAUAAUUUAUCACAAGAUGAAUGAUUUUGAAAAGGUGUAUGCCAUCCAGGUGAUACUAGAAGAUUUAAGCACCCAUCCCUUUUGUGCACAUGGACCUACAUUACUAUUUCGAAGAAAAAUAGAUAAAAAUGGUACCACCCGCGAUUUUUUUGCAUGUUCAGCCUAUAGAGACAGGAAAGGGUGCCCCUUUUUCAAAUGGGCUGAUGAGUACAAAAUGAUAAAUGAUAAAAGUUCCCUCAGAAAAGAACAAUUAUUGAGUGAGCUGAAUCAUGAUGAAUAUUUUUCUAUGCUGAAAAAGAUAAGGGAUGCACAACCUUUACUUCGAGCUUAUUGUUUCACUUGUAAUCAAUUUUUUAUAAAACCCUCAAAAGAUCAUACACAACAUAAUGUUAAAUACAAUAUAUCAACGAAUGAGUUAAAUCAUCCGAUGUCUUUGUUAAUGCCUCUCAGUAAUAAUAAGAAGGAAGCACAGUAUUUGUUCACUCAGCAAUCUGUUAAAGAUAUUACAGACAUUGCUUUUAAAUUAGGAUAUUGCAAUUUUCUGUGCAUCGGCACACCUUUGAUUAACGAAUAUAUAAUAAAUAAGAAUGAUAAAGCAUAUUCAAGUUUGCUGCUUGAUAUUGAUACCAGAUUUCAUUCAUUUUAUGGACCAAGUGAAUUUAUUUGGUAUAAUAGCUUCAAUCAUCACUUUUUCCAUCCUGAAGACAAAACUGUAUUUGAAGAUUUUUUAAAGAUAGAUGGAGGUACAAAAACUUGUGUCUUUAUGGACCCACCAUUUGGUGGUCGUUUGGAACCAUUAUCACAAACACUUAAAAUUAUGUCUGAAACAUGGCUAACACUUAAUGGGCAAGAAAAAUCUGAAGGCAUAAAAAUACCAGUAUUUCUAAUAAUGCCUUACUUUAUGGAAUCUUUAAUUAAAGCUAACAUGCCUGAAAUGAAUAUGAGUGAUUAUAAGGUAUCAUACAUAAAUCAUUCCAAAUUCAAUGAUAAGAAAUCAAAACAGGGAAGCAUUGUUCGAUUUUUCACUAAUAUAGAAUUGAGUAAAGUCAUUCUACCAUCUACUGACUAUAAAUUCUGCAAACUUUGUGAUUAUUGGGUAUCAAAAGAAAAUUCACACUGCAAAAAAUGUAAUUCUUGUACAUCAAAAGAUGGUCGAACAUAUGUACAUUGUAAUAUUUGCAACAAAUGCGUGAAGCCAACUUGGACUCAUUGUGAAUUAUGUUCUAAAUGCUGCUUGCCUGAUCAUAAAUGUGACAACAAUGAUCAAAGCAUAAGAACUGAACAUAAAAAUACAAAGCGAGCAAAGAAUGUGACUAGACAAAAGAUACCGAACAAGUUUUCAAAAAAGCAAAAAUAAUUUAUGUACAUAUUCUAUUUAAAAAUACCAUAAUUAAUAAGUUUGGAAACUCAGUCAUACAGUAUGACUUGUGCAAAUUUUUAUAAACUAU